AUGGAGCAAAACAACGAGAAGCCAAAAGAAUGGAGCGAUCUUCCUAACGAAGUGCAAUCAAUGGUCUUACCAUACUUGAAAUUCGGAGAUCUGGUCGAUAUUCAGCGAGCUGGGCUAAUUGAUCAAGUGAAAUUCAAAACGGGCUAUCUCGAAUAUCAUUGUCACAUGGGACAGGCUUUUAUUGAUAGACAAAACUAUUCUUCUUCCUUCUUAAAAGAAAAUUGUCCAUGGAUCAAAAAGAUGAUCAUCAAGAUGAAAGUUCUUUAUUUGAACUUCCUUCCCAAAAAUGUGCCAGCAUUUCUGAAUGCGAUCCGGACAAUGAAGCCAUUCGAAAUGGAAAACCUGGAAAUACGCUGCAGCAAUCUCCAACUUUUUGAAGCAAUCAUGAAAAGAAAAAAGAACGACCGUCUGGACAGUGUGUGUCUCAGAGGAAGGGGCUAUGAGGACUACUCCUCUGACAAUGAGACAGAUGAUUGGAUGGAGGAUAUAAUGCAGUCCCCACUGAUGGAGAAUGUGCCGGUUUUGAUGUUCCAAGAGUUGGGGAACGUUGACAUCGUCACCAGACUUAUCAAGCUGUGGCGGACCACCGACAUCUCAAUGAACAAAGAGGCAUAUGCCUUCAAUAAGCAUUCGUUCGAACCUCUCCGAAGAUAUUGCAUGGAGAACGGAGCAAGCAAACCGACCAGCAGGACCUACAUCUUGGACAUGAAAGAUGUGUCCAAGCAACUGUACCUCGAAGUAUUCCCAAACAAACGGGAAUCCAGAGGCGUGUUUGUCAAAGUCGUCCCAAAAGGGCAAACCCAUGUUGAAGCCAGCAUUAAAAACUGGUAUGAAAUAACCUGUGACCGGGAAUCGUUAGCCGCGAGCUAUACCGGAAAUGAAGAGGACACCGACGAUGAAUACGAGGAAUAUGAAGAGGGAUUUGAGUCAGAUGAAGAUUUAACCAACCUUUGA
Molecule: messenger RNA, 954 nt
Organism: Caenorhabditis briggsae
Lineage: Eukaryota; Metazoa; Nematoda; Chromadorea; Rhabditida; Rhabditidae
Exons: 5
Coding region: 1-954 (317 amino acids)
Source: RefSeq, a predicted model, not a curated record